Arachis stenosperma is the source of this 1542-nucleotide messenger RNA. RefSeq lists its product as uncharacterized. Lineage: Eukaryota; Viridiplantae; Streptophyta; Magnoliopsida; Fabales; Fabaceae. The coding region runs from base 1 to 1542 and encodes 513 amino acids. The transcript has a single exon. The record is from RefSeq and is a predicted model, not a curated record.
AUGGUAGCCGGUUCUAGCUCCAGACCAGCCGUUGCAUCUUCCUCCGUCCCUGCGUACGAGCCACCCGUCCAACAUGUCGCCUCCCCUUCAUUCGCUGUUGAUCUCAACGGCAAUGUAGGCGACGAGGUCGGAGAAGGGGAAUAUCUGCGGACCUCUUUACAGUGUGCUGUACCGGCUGGGGUUGGAGAUAGAUUCUUGGAUGAUCCAGAGGACGAUGAUGUCGAGCCGGAUAUGGUUGCUGAUGACAGUGGCGAUGAUGUUGGAGCAAGUGAGCCUGCUGGGGCGGGCGGUGGUUCUAGCUCUGGCACGCAGCAGUACCCUCCACAUUUUUUCUCUUUGGACUUGGAUGCCAUGAGGCAGGAGGGGGUUCCUGGGCAGCCGGUUGGAUUUGGCGCUAGAGAUGCUGAAGGGUCUGCAGGUCUGACAGAGUUUCAGGUUGGUCAGCAAUUUUUGGAUAAAGAAGAGGCCCUCUUAAGUGUCAAGACUUACAGCAUCCGUCGAGGGGUACAGUACAAGAUCGUGGAGUCUGACCAUCGCCGGUAUGUGGGCAAGUGUUCUGAGUUCGGCAAUGGGUGCACAUGGUUGAUUCGGCUUAGUCUCCGACAGCGAAAGGGAGUUUGGGAGGUCAAACGUUACAACGGACCACAUACUUGUCUCGCCACCUCCAUUUCCAGCGACCAUAGGAGUUUGGAUUACCAUGUGAUAUCGACAUUCAUUAUGCCAAUGGUUAGGGCUGAUGCAUCCGUCAGCAUCAAGGUGCUCCUAAAUGCCACCGCCACACACUUUGGGUUUAGGCCGACUUACAGGAGGGUCUGGUUGGCGAACCAGAAGGCUGUUGCCCUCAUCUAUGGUGACUGGGAUGAGUCGUACAACGAGCUCCCAAAGUGGGUGUUAGGAGUCCAGUUGACGAUGGCUGGUACUGUUGCAGUUCUAAGGACGAGCCCAGUUUGUGUCGGUGGACAGUUGGAUGAGUCUCGAGCUUAUUUUCACAGACUAUUUUGGACGUUUUCACCGUGUAUCGAGGCAUUCCGUCAUUGCAAGCCCCUAAUUAGUAUUGACGGGACCCAUCUGUAUGGCAAGUAUGGGGGAACGUUGCUUGUCGCGAUUGCACAGGACGGGAACUCUAACAUACUCCCUGUUGCAUUCACAUUAGUCGAGGGUGAGAAUGCUGAGUCGUGGUCCUUCUUUCUCUCCCACAUGCGUGAGCAUGUGACACCGCAGCCGGGUCUGCUGGUUAUCUCGGACAGGCAUAACGGCAUUAAGGCCGUGCUUGAGGCUCCUGACGGAGGCUGGUUACCUCCGUCUGCAUACCGGACAUUCUGCAUUCGACAUGUUGCGGCAAAUUUCGCCCUCACCUUCAAGGGCAAAAACGUAAGGAGGCUACUUGUGAAUACGGCGUAUGCUAAGACCGAGGUCAAGUUCCAUUACUGGUUUGAUAUUUUCUUAGGUCCGAAGACCCGGCGAUGUGUGACUGGGCGAACCGGAUUGAGUAUUCGUUGUGGACACAACAUUGUGAUGAGGGGCGUAGAUUCGGACACAUGA